Molecule: messenger RNA, 2075 nt
Organism: Halichondria panicea
Lineage: Eukaryota; Metazoa; Porifera; Demospongiae; Suberitida; Halichondriidae
Exons: 1
Coding region: 142-1950 (602 amino acids)
Molecular function (GO): metal ion binding
Source: RefSeq, a predicted model, not a curated record
UACAUGUACCUUGCUUGAUUCACAUUUUCAGAUUCUUUGUGUGUGCUAUAAUUAGAACGAUACCGAUUAAAAGCUCGAAAACAUCUCUCUGCUACUCCUCGAUCUCAUGCUCAGAAAUCGAUAAUUACGAGGAUAUCUAAAAUGUCAGUGGCAAGUACAACUUCAGAGUAUCUACUAACAGCGAUGUUAAACUACACUGAAAGAACCAAUGGCAAUGGGGCACCAACUGUUGAUUCAUGUGUAGAUUGCUCAGCCUCUAGCUCUCUGCUCAAGUCACCAAAACUUGACUCAGUCUCUGUACCAAAUUCAUUGGAUUGUGAACAAUUAGAAGCACGAUCACAGUCUGAACCUAUGCUUGUAAAACUCAAUGAAUCACGUUGGAAUCCCAUUUCAUCUGCUUCAAAAUGUGCAGACCCGAAAUGUAGGAAACGUUUUACAUCACUUCUCCAUCGUCGACGAAACUGCAGUAUGUGUGGCGAGGUAUUCUGUCGGGGUUGUACAAUUUAUAGGCGCAAAAUUUCUGCAAACGCAAAGCCUGAUCCUCUUGGAACCUUUUUUAAUGUGUGCAAGUGCUGCUACUAUCUUGAAUCUGAUUAUGGCAUGUCUACUGACCUCUUUAAAGAAUUUAGUGAACACCGGAGUGCAAUGUUUGGGCUGAAAAACGCUGCAGUCAAUACAGAUCUACGAAAUCCACUAUGUGGUCAAAAAUUAUCUGCACUAAAAUGCAUAUUGCUGAAACUGGAAGUACAAAAGCUGUCGGAAGGCUACAAAGCAAAUACUGGUCUACUACGAGGAAUUUUAUCAGAAGUUAAGGUUCCUGCAUGGCAAAAGCUACCACGGUGGGUGGAUUCUAGAAAAGCUUCUGGCUGCUUUAACUGUGGACACACGUUUGGCUUACUGUCUGGAAAGUUAAAAAAGCUCAAUUGUCGUGUUGGUGGCCAAGUGUUUUGCUCUGACUGCUGUAAGGAUGAAAUUGUACUGUAUUGUGAAGAUGAAGAGAUCAAGUGGGCAAUUAACGGGAAACAAGGAGGCCCAUCUGUGACACCCAGCAGCUAUAUGCUUUUGCCAAUUUGUUGCCACUGUUCUCAUGACUUACAAGCGAUUGUUCCUGAACAAGUACCUUCUUCCUCCCAAUGUACAAGCUACCUACAAACACUUCACCUCAGGCGUCAAAAACUCUCAAAGCUUGAAGAAAAAAUUGAAACUGCUCUACCUGAAUACAUGAAAGUUGUGGAUGCCUUAGAUGUGACCAACAAUAGUCCCAGGUCUAUAAGCGGACGUAAUCCACUGCAAAUUCUAGUUAAAGUUCAAACUGACUUGUCAGAUGUGUUUUCGUCGCUAGCUGUUCAAAGCCAAAGCCUGAAACAUCUAAAGCCUGAAACAGAAACAGAGAAAAAACUGCACAGAAACGUAACGAUUGGUACGUAUCGGUACUACAGUGAAAACAUGUUUCAAUUCAGGUUAUUCAAAAAUCGAUUGUGUGAGCUUAUACCAACGGACCACCUAGAAGAAAUCCAACAGAGUGUAAGUCAAAGAAGCAUGGAACGUGUCCAUGUGUACCUUCAGCAACUUAUGUUUGAGCUCCUAGACCUGAAGAAACGAUACUAUUUUAAUGACGACUUCUUUGAGCCAAUAAUGGAUACAAUUAGAAGUAUGGAAGAAGAGUUAAGGCCUUUUCUGGAGUAUCGAAAUGAAAGCUGGGAAAAACAUGCUAAGUGCUCUCUCGACUUCGUCAGAUGUGAGCUUGAAGCAGGACAUCGAGCAUUAACAUUAGAUGCCAAACUUAAUGAUCAAGCACUUGUUCGAUGUAUUGUUAUCGGUCAAAUAUCAAGCCGAUUGCAUGAGUGUUACAGAGAAUUGCAAGCAAAGACUAUUGACCGUGAGUUUUUGAAGACAAAACAAAGUGUCCAUGAUGCCUUUGUGACAAUAGAUAAUUUGCUGGCUCAGUAACACAUAGUAGUAUUAUAAUGACAUUAUUGUGGUGUUAUUCAAAUCGCUAUUUAUAGUUAUACAAAAAUACCUGCGUGUGCUAUUGGUGGACAUAACUUCUUAAUAAAUUAUUGGUUUAAAAAUGA